AUGUCUACUGAAACUGCUUUGUCCUACGCUGCCUUGAUCUUGGCCGACUCUGAAGUCGAAAUCUCCACCGAGAAGUUGUUGGCUUUGACCGACGCCGCCAACAUCCAGAUCGAGGGUAUCUGGGCUGACAUCUUCGCCAAGGCUUUGGAUAGCCAGGACUUGAAGAGCCUGUUGGUUAACUUCUCUGCUGGUGCCGCUGCUGCCCCAACUGGUGGUGCCGCUGCUGGUGCCGCCGCUGGUGGUGACGACGCCGCUGCCGAGGAGAAGGAGGAAGAGGCCAAGGAGGAAUCCGACGACGACAUGGGUUUCGGUCUGUUCGACUAA
Messenger RNA from Lachancea thermotolerans CBS 6340, 324 nucleotides. RefSeq names its product ribosomal protein P1 (gene RPP1A). The transcript has a single exon. Lineage: Eukaryota; Fungi; Ascomycota; Saccharomycetes; Saccharomycetales; Saccharomycetaceae. The record is from RefSeq and is a predicted model, not a curated record. Gene Ontology annotation, molecular function: protein kinase activator activity; structural constituent of ribosome; ribonucleoprotein complex binding. Gene Ontology annotation, biological process: cytoplasmic translation; translational elongation. Bases 1 to 324 code for a protein of 107 amino acids. Gene Ontology annotation, cellular component: cytosolic large ribosomal subunit; ribosome.